Phaethon lepturus (White-tailed tropicbird) is the source of this 174-nucleotide messenger RNA. RefSeq names its product small VCP/p97-interacting protein (gene SVIP). Gene Ontology annotation, biological process: negative regulation of retrograde protein transport, ER to cytosol; negative regulation of VCP-NPL4-UFD1 AAA ATPase complex assembly; positive regulation of autophagy. The annotation marks the transcript as partial. The record is from RefSeq and is a predicted model, not a curated record. The transcript is spliced from 3 exons. Gene Ontology annotation, cellular component: endoplasmic reticulum membrane. NCBI's taxonomy places the organism in Eukaryota, Metazoa, Chordata, Aves, Phaethontiformes, Phaethontidae.
AAAAGAAGACAGCUAGCAGAAGCUGCUGAAAAGAGGCAGAUGGAGGCUUCCUCUCGAGGUAUUAAGAACACUUACUCUGUAGAGCAAAAGAAAAAGAAACAGGAAGAAAUAGAAAAACGAAUUGCAGCUUCAGGUUCUGGAGGAGAAGGAGGACUGAGAUGGCAGGUUGGAUAA